UGCUUAGCAACGAUCAUGUUGCAAAAUAAACAAUCAGAUUCGGGCCCCUGUCUAGAACAAAUUUACUUAGUUAUUUUAUUACUUGUGUCAACAUUUUAGAUCGAUAUUAUUUGAUUAUUUACUCAUCGCUGGAGUAGGUAGCAUGUUUUUUUGAUAUAUUUUUUUAUUGGUAAGUUAAGAUGGUGUUGUUACCUGCGUGCGCUCCCGAACAAUGUGGGAAAGACUUUCGGAAUUCUUUGAAGAAACCGAGUCCCAACUAUCCUUAUGGAUACAAGACGAAGAAAGCCAGGGUGGUCCCUGCAUUCACCAUACAAGCUAUGCAGAAGAACACCAGAGUGGUACCACCACCGAAAUGCGGCGUGUUCGAUCCUCUGCCACCUCGUCCCACAAUGUUCAGGAAGUGUUACCAGCGAGGCGAGUUCCCAGUCUGCAUCGAGUUCACUAACUUCGGCAAGCGAUUGUCGUGGAAGGUGCCGAUUGAAAAAUUGGACUUCCACCACUACCUGCCUAUGUUCUUUGAUGGUCUCUCAGAAAAUUCGUAUCCCUUCAACUUCAUCGUGGAGAAAGGGAUUCACGACCUCGUCACCAAGGGCUCCUACAAAGUCUUGCCGGUAGUACCACAACUCAUCAUACCGAUUAAAAAUGCGCUAGCAACAAAGCGUCCUGCUGUCCUGUGCCACGCGCUCAAAUGCAUUCAGAUGCUAGUGACAGGCUGCGACAGGGUCGGCGAGGCUCUGGUGCCCUACUACAGGCAGAUAUUACCUAUACUCAACCUAUUCAAGGAUAAAAACCGUAAUAUUGGGUCCGGCAUCGAUCACACGACGACGCGAGGUGAGAAUGUGGCCGACCUAAUAGAGGACACGUUGCAAAUACUGGAACGAUACGGAGGCCCAGACGCGUUCAUCAACAUCAAGUACAUGGUACCGACAUACGAAUCAUGUGUAUUAAACUAAUUUGCUAGAUCAAGUAAUAAUCACUAAUCACUCUAUUUCUUUUUUGUUUUCUAUUUCAACAUAAUUCAAAAUAUAAUCAAAAAUCGUUAAGAAUUAUGUCGAUUUCGAAAAUGUAUUUUUUACUUCGGAGUUCGAAUACUCAUUUUUGUUAUGCACCUUGUGUAGGCUCAAAUAUAUUAAUCAGGAAGGUACGUAUUAUUCUUCUUUUCUAUAUUUUAAUUGUUUUUACUAUUAAAAUACUCUGAAUUUACGUAUUAUUCGUCCUUUUGACUUAUUCAGAGUAAGGACUUAGUUUAUGUGUGGUUUAAAGACAAAACAGCGGUGAACCGUAAACAAAUUAAAAUGCCACGCGUUCUCAAUUAAUGUUCAAUAAUUGAAUUUAAACAAACAUUUGUCAAUUGGCUUAAUUGAGUUAGGUAUGAAGCUUUGUUAUUCAAAAUUAAUUGUUAUUUUGUCACUAUUGUGACCUAAGAAUUCUAUUGAAUUGUUAAUUUUUACGUGUAACUUGUACAGUUCUGUGAUCUUGGUUAGGCUUAGUUUUGUUAAAGUUUGUGUUUUGUUUGGCAUGAAUAAUUGUAUUCAAUAAAUUCUGCGUGAUCAUUUAUCUGUGUUUAUUUUCG
Trichoplusia ni (cabbage looper) is the source of this 1573-nucleotide messenger RNA. RefSeq names its product parkin coregulated gene protein homolog. The transcript is spliced from 5 exons. Lineage: Eukaryota; Metazoa; Arthropoda; Insecta; Lepidoptera; Noctuidae. Gene Ontology annotation, molecular function: Hsp90 protein binding; Hsp70 protein binding. The record is from RefSeq and is a predicted model, not a curated record. Bases 180 to 953 code for a protein of 257 amino acids.